Molecule: messenger RNA, 349 nt
Organism: Suillus discolor
Lineage: Eukaryota; Fungi; Basidiomycota; Agaricomycetes; Boletales; Suillaceae
Exons: 1
Source: RefSeq, a predicted model, not a curated record
UAUACUGUCUUGUACGUGGCUUAUCGCAUGCUCCGUAGUAUGUUUGCGCCGGCGAGUGCGGUCGGCACCACGGUUGAUGAGAUUAUUGGGGAUCCUGGACUCGACCUGCAGGUUGCGUCAGUGGGGAAUCACUGAGCCAGUCAUUCAAAGAGAUGAGAAAACCGUGGCGCUAACGACCAGGGUAAGGAUUGCUAGCCCUGCCAAGUGGAGUGUGCCGAGUAACGCUGAACUUGCAUUGCUACGAGGAACAUUGGGUAUUGUCAGCAUGGCCAAUGAUGAAGACAGUGGUAUAUCACUAUGGUACCGGGGAUGUUGUCGAACAAUGGUCGUGCGCUGCGAGGGGUGACAU